Molecule: messenger RNA, 1547 nt
Organism: Juglans regia (Persian walnut)
Lineage: Eukaryota; Viridiplantae; Streptophyta; Magnoliopsida; Fagales; Juglandaceae
Product: basic leucine zipper 61
Exons: 5
Coding region: 387-1310 (307 amino acids)
Biological process (GO): regulation of DNA-templated transcription
Molecular function (GO): DNA-binding transcription factor activity
Source: RefSeq, a predicted model, not a curated record
GCUAAAAACUUGAACCAAACCCAAUGCCAACCCACCACUAUCCGUACACUUACAUCCUUCUGUAACCCAGCAAGUGGGAGCGUCUCUGUACAUGAUACUCUCGGAGAGAGGGAGAGAGAGACGCAGACCCAGGAUUCAUUUUCCCAAGGAUCAGUUAUUGUCCUCCACCUACUCCUUCGUUGUCAUAUCUCUCCCUCUUUGUAAAACUGAAGAAAUAAAGAGGAAAGGAAAGUUUUCAAGUUAAGGUUAGAUUGGUGGCAGAAACAUGGGAUUAAGCUCAUAGGGGGAGGAAAAUGUUGUCUCCUGUUUUGGUCAUAAAAGAGACAGAAAGAAGCUUAAUCAUGGUAAAUAAUUAGUAGCCGACGUGCACCCUGUGAGUCUUCACUAUGUCAAGGCAAGCUCACCUCCCUCCACGCUGCCCAAUUCAAAAGAAACCCAUUGCUGGCCCACUUCAUGACUCUGUCUUUCAACCCUUGCACAUCACUGAAUCAUACUCGCUGCACCAUAAGUCUUCCUCCCAAAGCUCCAUCCUAGAAGAGCAGCCAGCAUGGCUUGAUGACUUGUUAAGUGAGGCAGACUCAAACUCCAAAGGAAUGUCACAUCGCCGAUCAGUUAGCGACUCUAUUGCACUUUUGGAUGCUCUUGCAGACGCAUUUCCAAGUCUGACCCCUAGUAAAGAUGCUGAGAACUCGGUUGUUAAUGAGACUUGUAAUGUUUUGGAGUCAGCUUGUACCUAUGGUCCUAAUUCCCCUCGUCGUAAAAGCAAUUUAACCUCUGUAGAGAAUGCCUUAGUUUCAGCAUUGUCAGAAUAUGAUUCCCAGGAUUCUAUGCAUUAUGUAGAUGGGAAUCUUCACAAUUCUGCAAGUGCUCACUCUGAUUUGAAAGGAGAUGAUUAUCAUUCAAUCGUCGGGCUGAACACAGAGAAAAAGGAUUCAAAACGGCACUCUGGGCAGCGUUCAAGGGUUCGUAAACUCCAGUAUAUUGCUGAACUGGAAAGAACUGUAGAUGUUUUGCAGACUUUGGAAUUAGAUUUGGGAGUCAGAGUUGCUGCUCUUCUUCAGCAGCGUGCUGCUCUGUCCAUGGAAAACUACAAAUUAAAGCAGCAGGUGGCCAGAUUGCGGCAAGACAAAUUAAUCAUGGAACGUCAAUAUCAGUCUCUGAAGAAAGAACUGGAGAGAGUUAAAAUUGGUUUUGCAAAAUCUCCAAAUAGCAAGGUCAGCUCAUAUUUUGGGUCCAGUCCUGCUGCUGAGGGAUCUAGAUCAGAGGCUGCGUGGGAGAUGUUAGAUAUGGGAAAACUUAACAUUAGUUGAAUCUAAAAAUACUGAAUCAUGACUUUUAUAUUUGUGCACUCUGUAAGAUAUUGCCCUUUGCUUCAUCCCCAACAUGUUCGAAGCGGAUCCAUCCAAAGCUACAACAUGUUCUUUUUAGAGCCAUUUCUUUCAGUCUCACUCCUAAACUGUAGUCUUCAGAUGACAUGUGGUACUUGAUGUUCUGGCAACUAAUCUUUAUCAUGUAAAUUGAAAGUAAGACGAUCUUUUAUAGAUUUA